Molecule: messenger RNA, 1016 nt
Organism: Malus domestica (apple)
Lineage: Eukaryota; Viridiplantae; Streptophyta; Magnoliopsida; Rosales; Rosaceae
Biological process (GO): maturation of SSU-rRNA from tricistronic rRNA transcript (SSU-rRNA, 5.8S rRNA, LSU-rRNA)
Cellular component (GO): nucleolus; 90S preribosome; preribosome, small subunit precursor
Source: RefSeq, a predicted model, not a curated record
GCGCACCCCCAACACCUCCUAAAUCCGCAGCCCCGCCGCAUAAACACUCAGGGUCCCACCACGGUCGCCAACCGUCGCAGCACUACCACCGCCCCAACUACCACACCUCCACCCAUCUAACCUUCCCCUCUACACAAUAUCUCUUUCUCUCUGUAUAUCUCUCUUUCUCUCUCUACCAAAGCUCGAAAGUUUCAGUGAUGGGGAAGCCAGGUUCACGAUCAGAAUCGUCGACCAAAGCUGGCCGGAAGUUCGAAAAGAAGCUCGAAUUUUAUGCUAAGGUUAGAGAUGCAGUUUCUUCCUUGGGUGCACAGAAGGCUAUUGUUAAGAAGAAGAAACUACGUAGUCGACAGAAGAAACUGAAAGCAUAUGAUCUCUCUUCUUUCUCAGAAUUCCUUCCGGAGUUGAAGGAAAAGCGACCCACUCCUGUUUCGGAGUUGAAGAUAAAUUGUAAAUCCAAGAAAAAGCUAGUAUUGAAGGAAGGAAAGCAGUUGACUACAGUUCUUAAUCAUCCCACUUUCAAGUCAAAUCCCUUAGCUGCCAUUCAUCAGCACUUGCAGAGUACUCGGCCAGUCGUAGAUGUCAAGCCAGUGAAAAGGAAAAACAAAAGUGGAAGCAAGAAGAGGAAAGAAAAGAAAUCUAAGGCGUCGGUCGGACCCCAAGCUAUGGAUAUGUGAGUUGAUAUUCAGACCCUCAUCGACCCAACCAUCCUGUCUCUGACUCAGUUUUGUCUAUAUAUCGUCGCGAAUGUUACAAUGUUCAAAUUUUGAAUUCGCAAUUUUGUUAGUCUUGCUGGAACUUGCAACAGAUUCUACAUUUAAACACAACAAUCUGAACCAGAUGUUAAUUGUCAUUUGUGAGCAUGUAUUUAAUCGGCAUAUACUUUAGACCGGCCGGACGGGUCAAUAAAAUUGUAUUUAGACCGGCCGGACGAGAUCUUUGUGUGACAUAAGAUGUACUUUCAUGUUUCAAAUACCAUCUUGAAUUGGUUCUGGAAAUGGUGUGCCAAAUUUUGCUUA